Molecule: messenger RNA, 3143 nt
Organism: Aplysia californica (California sea hare)
Lineage: Eukaryota; Metazoa; Mollusca; Gastropoda; Aplysiida; Aplysiidae
Exons: 4
Coding region: 1813-2886 (357 amino acids)
Source: RefSeq, a predicted model, not a curated record
ACGUAAACCGUGGCACAGAGUCAGAUAAAUAUCCGCGGGCAGACCAGCCCCUUAAAUCGGGCUGCCCCACGGCCAAGCGCAUUAUGUCGAGGGCUGGUAUUUGAGGCGUUGCUGUCAGUGAACGGCCGAGGUUACAGAUAAAUCUACCGGUGAUUACGAUAAACUACUGGCGGGUUAGUGGCCAGAAUUCAUGCCUGAGCUCAUGGCCAAAUGGAGAGGAUAAAUAAAUGGCCUUGUCUGACGCCUUGUUGGAGUUCGAAGACGUCUAAGCUCUGUGGACCGCUCCCAGAUACAGUGGAGACCCUUUGACGAGUGGCCGCUGUGCAUAAAGAUAGCAGAUUUCUUAUGAAUGGAAGGCACCGCGCCUUUACCUGCCACCGUCCUGCGCCUGUUGAGAUCGGAACUUUAUUUCUUGCUUCAGCCAGCCAAGCCGGCCCGCAUAGUUCCAUCGACGUUGUGCAAGCGGCUGAGUAUCCCUCAAACCGCGAGAGUUGCAGCAUAAAUACAGGACCCGCAUCCAUUCAAAACAGGAGAGUGCUCGCGUAUGCAGACACAAACAUCUCCAUACGAUUUCGUCGAUAAUUGGCUUCCUGAAUCAUAAAGUCAUUUCGACGGAACAGGCCUUGCGGGGGGAAACGCAGCAAAAAUAGAACCCCCCAAAAAGUCUGGAAAAGAGGAGGCAAAUGCUGCAAGGAUUUUUUACCCCCUCAAAGGAUACGGGAAAGCUCGAAGGAUAGAGCAAGUGAAUUACAAUGGAGCAUACGACGUACACAUGCUCUGUGGGUCAUUGAGUCCUUAAAACGUAAAAUUUAUCAGAACUGGAAGGGAAUAAUUAUUGCCCUACAUGUCACGCCAAAAAAAGUGUUGGAAAGCAAUGCAAACAAUGCCAAGAGAACGCGGCGGUCAUGGCACAGCGUCGAGGUGAGCUAAGCCUUCCAAUAUUAUUUAUGGUCGUCAGAUCGCAAAUCGACUAAAUCGAGCGCUGAGCGCUUGAAGCCUUAUCCAAGUACUCCAGCUUCGACGUGCAUUAUCGUGACGUCGAUUGUCGCCCUUUGGUAAUCAGCACAGGAAGCCCUUGUGGAGUGGAGGCAAUAUACAAGGAAUUUAUGUAACUUAAGGGGGGCCGGGGGCCUGCUUGGGACUUGAUCACAGCCAAUAAUCAAACAGGAGGCGAACAAUAGAUUACAGGUGUUCAAUACAGGACUCGCGCUCUCACAUCUCUCUACGCCUCCAAGUCCGGACACAAUCGAAUAUUUUAACGGCCUCAAGCUAGGUGUAAGACACUCGGUUUUAUAUGGUUCGUGAGUCUGCUUUUCUAAACAUCUUCUCGUUUGGGAAGAUCUUUGUGUGUAGAUGAUACUUUUUAAGACGAAGUUACACCUGUGAAUUCGAUCAGCCUAUUUGAAAACGGUUUCUUAACACCUUUUCUGUCGUGUGCUGACCUGGGGAAUGAAAGUAGUAUUUAUAACGCAGGAAAUAUAUUUGGCACUAUUGUGAAAUACAACCAUAUUCAUCCAAUCAGCCACUCCUUGCAGGAAACGAAAUUCUCAAUGUAGUUAGAUACGUCAUUGUGAAUCCGAAGAAGUGAUAGAUUUUGUAGACUGCGUGAAAUCUAAGGUAAAGACACUGGUAUUAUAUCCAAUCACAGAGUUACCUUCAUACCGGUCUUUGUUUCCGAAGGAUUGUGAUCAACGAAGCGACUGACACAUGUGACAUGUGUAUGAAUAAAGACAAGUUCGGACAUGUGAGUGAACAAAAAAAAACCUGUGUAGAUAGACAUUUCUAACCUCGGUCUCCCGAUCUGCUGCCAUUAUGCCAAGUCAAGAAGCUCCCAGCUACAGCUCAGCCAGGGUACAGCGGGCCACCCGCAUCAACAACAUUGAAGCCGCGAGGUUACAGCAAAGACUACAGUACAUUGAGAAAGCCAAACUACACCAGUGCCGACUGGCUAACCAAGACAUGCGUCUGAUCUCCCUGUCCAUUGACUACAUCCAGGCCUCCAGUGGUCACAGCCCCGAAGCUUGGAGACCAGAAACUCAAAAAGGCAGCGAGGAAAUAGUAGACGAGGCAGACCAAGGUCCACUCUUCAUGUACGGAGAGCGCAUCGUUAGUCGCAAGAAACGCCGAAUGCCUCGCCCAAUGUCGGCUGUGGAACGAUCAUCCAGCAUGUUCAUGGACCACAGCUCGAUCGCGGACGAAUCUGUUACGUCAGACCGCCCAAAAAGUAGUCCAGGCAAGCCAAGGCCAACUACCUCUAUGGGGUUUCUCCGGGUCAACGCCAGUUUUGACAGCGAUACUGAGGCAGGCUCCUCCGAACACGACGGGCCAACCUCCAGCCGCCCAUCAACUUCAGCUAGUCGGGUCACUCCACGCCAGGACUGGGGAGAAGAUACUUCUGAAAUGACGAAAAAGAUUCUGAGAGCUCAGGAAAGGUCUCAGUCGGGGAAAAGGUCGGUGUAUCAAUCCGCCGAGGAAGUGAUGAGUGCCCAGGCUUCAAGGCAUCUGAGGGGACUAGCGCGAAAAACCCGCAUAUCUUCCGCCGUCUCCACUUCGUCCCGCCCCACCUCUUCCAUUUCAAGACAUUCUGUAGAGAAUCAAGACUUCGCUCCGAAAAGACCACCUGACAUGGUGGAAGGGUUAGGGAGAAGAGCAACGUUUGGGGAGAUUCUCAACCAGAGACGUCCUACAAUGAACGCAGGGGCGUGGCGUUCCCACCUCAGUCAGACUUCCGCCACGCCUAUGUCUACACAGGCCCAUAGCCAAAUGUUGAUGAGUGCUAAGAAAAUGAUCAACGACUCGAGGCUUGAAAGAGUGAACGAAAGAGUCCAAAGUUUUAUAUCCGGUGACCGUAAUCCACCUCGGAGAGCUCAGUCUGCUAGAAGGUGAAUGAAGCAGUGGGGAAGGUUGAGGGGUUGUUGGGGGGGGGGGGUUGACAAAUGCCACUUUAAAGUCUGUCUUUUCUACAUUUACUGUCUCGUUUCUGUCUGUAUUGCUUUCCCCUCGCGGAUUUAAACGUAUACGAUAAUGUCUCAGUAUCUCAGCACUUAUCUUUGCUCACAAAAAUUUAACCGAAGGUGUACUUAUCUUGUAGUUUUCGUAAACUACUGGUGAUUAUUUUUUUAGAGGGAAUUUGGAAGGAGGGG